AUGAUGCUGCAUUGUAUGUAUCCCUACAAAAAGUUUAGAUAUGACCCUUGGUCCGUUGAAUAUCUAUGCAGCGAUCCUACAAGUCCGUUAGCCAACAUACCACUUGAGUCCAUUUUCGAAUUUUCGGCCUUUCAACUAUUAUCUUCAAACGAACAAGAUGAACUUGCACGGCUAUUGCCCACUGUGGAUGCCACCACCACCACCACCACCACCAACAACAACACCAACAGCGAGAGCAACAAAACCAUCACUGAGGCAUUUUUCUCCAAAGACCAGAACCCUAUCUUUUGGAACGCAUUGGAUGAUUGGCAAACCAUGCUAGCCCACGGCGAACUUGGCACCUUUGAGACAUAUUGGGGGGAAUUGAAUGAUAGAGACAAGAUGCAUAAUGUUGCAGGGGACUCCAAAAACAUCACACUUAAAGAUAUGUGCCGAAAGGGUUUGAUACGGGAACGUGAUGUAAUCGUAUACAAACGGAAUUUCAGUGCUUGCAAAGUGGUCGUAUCCAAGUCCAUGACAGUGGUCAAGGCCGAUGGGGCGACAGGGAUCUCGAUUGAAUUGGACAAUGAGAUAUUCGAAGACUUUGAAACGCCCACUGCAUUGGAAACCAAGAUACUGGAUCAACAUGGCAAGGUCAGCAAGGAUAAGCGACCCAACGGCAAUGCAUUCAAGAGCAUCAGGCUGCUGCGAGGAGGAAAGGAUCUGGGCCGUUUAUUUGACAUUCGUAAAGAUGGAUUUGGCGAAAACUAA
Zychaea mexicana is the source of this 750-nucleotide messenger RNA. RefSeq lists its product as uncharacterized. The record is from RefSeq and is a predicted model, not a curated record. Lineage: Eukaryota; Fungi; Mucoromycota; Mucoromycetes; Mucorales; Lichtheimiaceae. The transcript is spliced from 6 exons. Bases 1 to 750 code for a protein of 249 amino acids.